Linum trigynum is the source of this 297-nucleotide messenger RNA. The record is from the annotation of a GenBank genome assembly. Lineage: Eukaryota; Viridiplantae; Streptophyta; Magnoliopsida; Malpighiales; Linaceae.
AUGUACUUCAAGGGCGACCACGAACUCAAGGCGAACACUAAGAUCCUGCUGCAUGAUUUGCUGGAGAGAACAACCGCUUCGAAGGACUCCGACAUCGAGACAAAACUCCAAUACCCGGCCGACAAACCUCACGUUUACGGUGCCGCUUUCUGUCAGAAGUCUGAACCGGCGGCCUGUGUGGCGUGUCUCAAGGCCGCUAAAAGGCAGCUUCUUCGUGGGUGUUACCACAGCGCCGGUGCGGAGUUCUACUCCGAGCUUUGUUACCUGAGAUAUGAGAUUUAUAACUUCAUGUCUUGA